AUGAGCAAGGUUAUGGUUGUCUUUUUAAUUGCUGGCUACUUCAUAGUUCCUCAUACUGCCAUGUUUUCUCGGAGGUACAUCAGGAACAUGGACUUUGAUGAUAAAAAAUCAGAUGGCGAACUUUUAGGAGAGUAUUCUUUAUCGUUCAAAGACUGUGCAGAGAAGUGUCGGGGAGAUUGUGGGGUCUUUGGGUAUAAUGAUGGGUUGAAGAAAUGUCGGCUCCACAGGAAACUCAACAUGUCGUCAGCAUCAGAAGAGACAGACUGGAGAUAUUUCCUCCAUGAAUUCACCCCAACUGAUUGUAAGGAUCUUCAGGAAAACAAUUACACUAAAACAGGGGUGUACGACAUAUAUCCGUAUGGAAUCAGCUUUAUUCCUGUCCGGGUGUACUGUGACAUGGACACAAUGGACGGGGGAUGGACGGCAAUUCAAAAACGUGUCAAUGGAUUCCUCAGUUUUGACAAAGAUUGGACGGCCUAUAAAAAUGGUUUUGGUGACCCUGAACAGGACCUCUGGGUUGGAAAUGACGUUAUCCAUCAAUUAACAAAAGAAAAAUCUGUCCUAUAUGUGUCCAUUACUCUAGAAGGUGACUCUAUGUUAGACACAGGUUAUCCUAAGGAAUAUCUGUCUGGGAUGUACUUUAGUACCCCGGACAGGGAUAACGACUUGUCUAGAAUUAACUGUGCUGCUCGCAGUGAGAUAAGGGGAGGAUGGUGGUUUAAUGCCUGCCACUACGCCUUCCUUAACGGUCCGUGGUCCCCGGCCAACUGGGGAUAUCCUUGGUGGCCCCCUUUAAAGAGUGGAUCAUCAAUAAGGCGGACAGUCAUGAUGAUAAAACGCCACUAG
Messenger RNA from Saccostrea cuccullata (small rock oyster), 846 nucleotides. RefSeq names its product microfibril-associated glycoprotein 4-like. The record is from RefSeq and is a predicted model, not a curated record. Lineage: Eukaryota; Metazoa; Mollusca; Bivalvia; Ostreida; Ostreidae. The transcript has 5 exons. The coding region runs from base 1 to 846 and encodes 281 amino acids.